This is a messenger RNA of Chinchilla lanigera (long-tailed chinchilla), 1718 nucleotides long. RefSeq names its product SLC2A4 regulator (gene Slc2a4rg). Gene Ontology annotation, biological process: regulation of transcription by RNA polymerase II. Gene Ontology annotation, molecular function: RNA polymerase II cis-regulatory region sequence-specific DNA binding; DNA-binding transcription factor activity. Lineage: Eukaryota; Metazoa; Chordata; Mammalia; Rodentia; Chinchillidae. Gene Ontology annotation, cellular component: nucleus. The record is from RefSeq and is a predicted model, not a curated record.
GGCGGGGCCUCGCGUCCGCCAGAGCCGCCGGGUUGUGGGGGGCGGGCUCGGGCGGAACCAGGGUGGGAGCCGGGGGCCCGCGCCGCGCUCUCCACUGAGUCUCCCGCAUCCGCAGGGCCCGUCCGUGGGCAGCGGCUUUGCGGGCUUGGAGUUCGCUCUGCCGCAGGAGCCGCAGGCCGCGAACCUAGGGACUCCAGGGACUUGGGCGGGGGCGGCGGCGGGGCGGCGGACGCCUUCGGCGCAAAUCCCCGUGCCAGCGCAGAGAGCCCCCUCAGGAAAAGCCCGGCUGGACGAGGUCAUGGCUGCCGCAGCCCUUACCAGCCUGUCCACCAGCCCCCUCUGUCUGGAGGCCCCAGCUGCAGCCUUCAGCCCAGAGCCCAGCCUGGAGGCCUGGAAGGAGGGUCUGGCACGGCCACCAGGCAGCUACAGCAGCAGCAGUAACAGUGGAGACUGGGGCUGGGACCUGGCCAGUGACCAGUCCUCUCCAUCCACCCCAUCGCCUCCACUGCCCCCUGAGACAGCCCACUUUCUGUUUGGGGAGCCCACCCUGAGGAAGAGGAAGAGCUCGGUCCAGGUCAUGUUCCAGUGCCUGUGGAAGAGCUGCGGGAAGGUGCUGAGCACGGCAUCCGGGAUGCAGAGACACAUCCGCCUGGUGCACCUGGGCAGACAGGCGGAGCCAGAGCAGAGCGAUGGCGAGGAGGACUUCUACUACACAGAGCUGGACGUUGGUGUGGACACGCUGACUGACGGGCUGUCCAGCCUGACUCCUGUGUCCCCCACAGCCUCGAUGCCUCCGGCCUUCCCCCAUCUGGAGCUGCCAGAGCUGCUCAAGCCCCCAGCCCUUCCCAGCCUGCUGCAGCCUCUGGCCCUGGCCCUGACCCCGCCUCCCAUGCUCAGCCCUGUAGCUCCCCCACAGGUGUGCCACAGUGACCAUGCCUACCAGGUGGGUGAGGCCACAGGUGGUAGCUGGGAGCAGGUCUCAGGGCGCUGUGGAGACGAGCAAGGUCCAGGCUGCAGUUCCCCCCAGGACUUCGUGGCACCCAUCCACCUGGAGCUGCGGGCCGCUGAGGCCCGGGCCUGUGCGCCAGCCCUGCCCUCCAAGCUUGGUGCCAACCUAAGGAAGCCCCGUGGCGAUGCCAAGAAGUGCCGGAAGGUGUAUGGCAUGGACCACCGGGACCUGUGGUGCACAGCCUGCCGCUGGAAGAAAGCCUGCCAGCGGUUCCUAGACUGAGCCCCACCCACUGGUGCUGCUGCCCAGCUCCCACCCCACCUCAGCCCAAGGCUGGACAACUCUAGGGGUGCCCCCAGGUCUAGCCCUGUUCUGGCUCUAGGGUCUUACUUUCUCCUUUGGGAGGGACUGGGGAGUUGUUGGUCCUGGACUCCCAGGGGUGUGGCCGGGGUCCUGCCACUCAAAGUGCCUCUGAAGAAACCAGCUUUUUUGCACUAAAGCCAAACCAUACCGCUGCCCCCUUGGCCCCAGGGGUACUGCCCCCCUCCAUUCCCCACAAAUCUGUCAAGGACGUCGAUGGGCCCAGCUGCAGGGGCCAGUCUGAGAUGCACUUUGAGGGGUGUCAGGGAGGGAACUCUCCCACCCGCACAUUUAAUGUGAUGGCUCGAGGGCCCUGGGGCUGAUGUUUUACCAUAUUCGUGAAGCUCAGGUGUCUCACGUCUGGGCCGUACCAGGUGAGAAGAAUUAAACAUUUGGGGUUUUUCCAGAA